Closterium sp. Yama58-4 is the source of this 1884-nucleotide messenger RNA. The record is from the annotation of a GenBank genome assembly. NCBI's taxonomy places the organism in Eukaryota, Viridiplantae, Streptophyta, Zygnematophyceae, Desmidiales, Closteriaceae.
AUGCAGGUUCGUUCGCGUAGUUUCAACGGUCACGUGGACGGGCCCGUGUCGCCUCUGGCCGCGUCGCCCGUUCUCGUGUCACCUCUCUCCGCGCGGUUCGAACCAUCGCGUCGCAAUGAGUUUUCGCGCCGCGACGAUUCAAUUGGAAGUGCGACCGGCAUUUACGCUCACGCUCACACUUUCACGUCGGCUAAUCCUCCCCUCUCCUCCUCCGGACCGCGCUCCGCGUCGCUCGAGCGCAGCCCCGAAAGCUACGGCGUGGAGAGCGCCGUGAGCAACGCCGACAUGUACGCUUUCUGCCCGCUCGCCGUCGCGAGCAGCACCCCCGGCCGCCGCCCUCCCCGCAGGGGGCCCGGCGGAAGCGGGAGCUUUUCCGGCCGUUACGCGCGCUCCCCUUCACCGCAGCGCGCCGCGGCCCCAGCUGCGCCGGUCGAGCCCCUCCGUCUCGGCCCGCUAAUCUCGGCAAUUGGUCAAGCUGACGUCACCGCGAUCCGCGACGCGGUGAAGGCGGUGCGGGCGGCGAUUAAGGCGACACCGGAGAAUAAGAAGCGGUUGAUUCAAGCCGGCGGGGUUCAGUUCCUGAUUAAUCUCGUCGCCGAGUCGCCUGACGGCGACACGGUGGAGCACGCGGUGACUGUUCUGUACAACGUGUGUCGCGAGGAAGGCGGGCGCGACGCGAUUGUUAGCGGCGCGGAGGGUGGGCUGGAGGCGCUGGUUAAGGCGCUUCGGGCGGAAAAAGCAGCGGCGCGGGAGAACGCGGCGGCUGCGCUUUUCUGCCUUGCUUGGGGCAUUCAGACCGUCAGUGGCAACGUGAAAGGCGGAAGGGGGUCAAGGGGGCCGUCGCCGUCGCGCCCGGCCAGGGGCCGAUCCACGUCAGUCGGCGCUAUUUCCACGUCACCAGCGGUAUCCGCCAGGUCAUCGCCACACACCCCGUCCAUCCCCCCCUCCCCAAGCUUAAAAUCCCCCACGGCAUCAACCGCGCUGAUGCGCUCCCCCUACGACUCAAGGGAAUUCUCAGGUGUUUUUUCAGGUGCCGGCAACAGUCCUGAGGGUCCAGCGCAAGCAGCAGCAGGGCUUACCGACGCCUCAUCCGGGGCAGGAGAAGCAGCAACAGAGGCUGUCACAGCAGGAGAGCCGGCAGCUGCUACAGCCAGGACGGAGGCUACAGCAGGCGCUGCGGGUGCUACAGCCGGGGCGGCGGAUGCUACAGCCGGUGGUGCCGACGCUACGGCGGAUGGGGAGCAGGGUAAACGGGACACUAUGCCCCCACAGUCAUCCACACCUUCCGCAGAAGCAGCCGCUCAAAAGGCCCGGGAGCAGCUAGCAGAAAUUAAACUGCGAAUCGGGAAGGCUGGAGCCAUCCCCGCCCUGGUAGAAAUUUUCCUGUCGGGCAGCUCACGGGGGAAAAUCGACGCGGUGCUGGCGGUUCUCGCUUUGCUAAGUGGCGGCGACCACCACCGGGAGUUGCUACAGGAGUUUUUAAACACCGGUGGGUUGAAUAUUCUUUUAAAUAUGGUUCAGGAACCGAACGAGGAUUUGGAGAAUCGAGCUAUGGCGUUAGUUUCGUUCAUUGCGUGCUCUUCGAUGGGUAGGCAUGCGAUCAAGGAGGCGAAAUCCGCGAACGGUAACGGAGGGUUGGAAGUAAUCGCAGACGUGCUGGAUUUAACGACUUCGCAGAAAGCCAGGCAGGAAGCUGUAAGCGCGCUGCUGCUGCUGGCGAGGCAUGAUGAGGAGGCGAGGAGGGUGAUUGGUCGCGAAGGGGUUGUGCCUGCGUUGCAUAGGGUUACCCGCGAGGCGAAGGGCUCUGCAGGGGACAAGGCGAAGGAAUUACUCGUCUUGUUGCGAGAGCAGUCCGCUUCUGGGCAGUUGCAGGCAGCAGCUUGA